Ceratosolen solmsi marchali is the source of this 3414-nucleotide messenger RNA. RefSeq names its product SAM-motif ubiquitously expressed punctatedly localized protein. Gene Ontology annotation, molecular function: histone binding; chromatin binding. NCBI's taxonomy places the organism in Eukaryota, Metazoa, Arthropoda, Insecta, Hymenoptera, Agaonidae. The transcript is spliced from 6 exons. The record is from RefSeq and is a predicted model, not a curated record. Bases 307 to 1905 code for a protein of 532 amino acids. Gene Ontology annotation, cellular component: PRC1 complex; nucleus. Gene Ontology annotation, biological process: negative regulation of DNA-templated transcription.
UGGGAGGGUUGGUGGGUGGUAGGUAGGAAGUAAUAAAGGGUGGGAGCGAAGAGGACGUAAAGAGGAAGGAAGGGAGGAUAAAGUAAAGGGUAGUGCGCGAGUGCCGAAGAAGAAAAUGCCGAGGAGUAGACAGUGCUUAACCUAGUGCACUUCGAGCCGCGUAUAUUAGCGUUCGAGGAAGCAGACCUCGAUCCUUCACCUUCGUACUCGCCCCACGAGAUCUACAAAAGCCCAAUCCUGGACGUUCUGGCGCUGACAGCUGGACGGACGGACAAGUGGAGAUGUCCGAGGCUGCUCUCUGAGAGGAUGAGGGAGCUGGACACGGAGAGCCCAGUCGUCUGGCCGGCUUGGUGUUAUACUGGUGAGGUGUCCAGCGAGAGCACGAACGCGGGAGGACCUGGACAACGUGGAGACCGAGGGGAGGCAGCCGACCUAGCAACUCACUCCGAGGCGAACGAGGCGGCAGCAGCGGCGGCGGCGGCAGCAGCGGCUGGGGUGGCUAGCAGGGUCAGCGGCAUCCUGGCUGCUAACACGGUGGCGACACUCGAUGCGAGGGGCGCCAGUCCCCAGGGGGCUACGCAUCUCUCGGGGGCGGCGACCCCAAGACCACCCCGGGGUAGAAGGCGACUACAAAAUCACAAUGGUAUCGACGCACCUCAGGUGAAGUCGGAAAGACUGACUCCUGACAAUAACUCUACGUCUUCGAGGAGCGUGACGCCUUCUUCCUCGGGUCAUCCAGGCACGCCACCUAAUGCGACGUGUCUGGGUUCCGAUGGACCGGCUAGUGGACCACCAUCGCAUCAUCUCAAGCACAUGGAACAAAUGAUGGGCCGAAAUUACAGCGACUUCAUGAGGAGUCUGGCUGCCAAGUACAAUAAUGCCAAUCCCAAUGACUACUUCAGCGCCUCGAGGAACGGCUACUCCGCUGGUUUGGAGCCAAGGUUCUCGGGCUUCAAGAACGCGGCUACGCCGUUCGUGGGCCUGAUGUCGCCACUGGGUGCGACCGGACAUCAAGCGCCCCAAAUAUCUGCUGGGUCAGCCUCGGUCAUCAGCGCCAAAGAGCCUAAGGAGCCCAAACAAUCGGAGCCAAGCGCCGCCGGGACCGGGGGCCUCUUUGGCAGCCCGGCUAAUCUCUUCCCGCCGAUGCUCGACAUGUCCUCGACGCAGGCCCUCCUCCACAUGGUGCGGACGGCCAACGCUGCCCAGAGCGCAGCCGAGCUCGAAAGCUACCUCAAGGGUGCCAACAAACGCGAGGCUGGCCUAAGCAGCCCCCUGGAUCUCUCCACCCCUAGUGGGUUCGUACCACGAAAGCGACCUCGGACCUUGGAGAGUCGCAGGCCCGGCAGCGUCUCGCCCAAGCCCAGCAAACUGCCGGUAAUACCCGGCGCUCCUAUUCCCAGUCCGACGGCGCCCGCAACGCCUGCGAUGCCGAUCACGACCGCCCGAACUCCUACGCCGGCCGCGGCUCAGACGACGACCCCGAGGCCCGGAAGUCCGCCAACCAUUAGGUGUCCCUCGCUCUGCGGGCAUAUGCCGUGCGGUGACGGUCAGGCGGUCAAUCGCUGGUCGGUCGAAGACGUUGUCACCUUUGUGUCCUCCAUCGACAUCUGUGCUGAGUAUACACAGAAGUUUCGCGAGCACAGGAUCGACGGAGCAGCACUUCCCCUCCUUUCGGAGGAGCAUCUGACGGGGCCGAUGGGUAUGAAGCUUGGCCCGGCCCUUAAGCUUCGCGUCCUCUUGGCCCGCAAGCUCGGCGCCUGCACCGUCUGCCUCCACUGCGCCCAUUGCCACCAAACGCCCUUGGCGCCGGCCCUGAGCGCAGCCGCGGCGGUAGCAGCGGCGGCGGCUGCAGCCCACGCCCAGCAGCAGACGCCCAGCAGGCGGUCCAGCGCUAGCGCCAAUUGACAAACCCAGGCGGAGCUCCCACGUGCCGGCAAGGACCUGAACCGGGUCCUCAAGAUCGAGCGACCCAAGACCCUGCCACCGCCGCCGGUGAGCUUUGGCAAGUCGCGCGUGCUUUUCAAGAAGCCGAUAAAGCACUGACGGCCGUCCCAGGAGCUCCGCCUUAUCUCGACCCGAACCUUCAACACUGAUCGCCCAAUGUCGACGAACGUACUAACACUGCUGAGUGUAUCGACCGAUGUAUCCGAGAGGGGCGCUCACCGUUCCGCUCGUUACUUGCUUCGAUGCGCGGGCUUCGACUUGCGGCACAAUCGAUAGCCUUACCGAUAAAGUAAAUAAUUGUGUUCGCCAUUGGUUUCAGAAGCUUUCUUCACCACCGACCUUUCCGCCUAAGUCCUCGGACUGCGCUCUCCUCACCCCACGCCACCCAUUCACACUUAACGAAAGCUCUUGUUCGUCAUGAUCCAACUAGUAAUGAUACACUUUACUUUGUAAUUACGCAUACUCAAGCUCGUCGAGUGUAUAUAAAAUCUUUCGUCGCACUAAAUUAACCAAUUAUUGAUUUAGAUUUCGAUAUUAAUAAGAGUGAAUGAAUGAAUGUGAAAUUCCCGUCCCUAAAGUCUCGUAAUUCUUAUAAAGGACCAUCUAAAUUUCUAGGCAUGUUGGAACUUACCAUCGUGACCAUGUAUUCUUAAGUAAUUGGUUCGAUAAUAUUAUGUGAGCUAAGAAUUCUAAAAUGUAAAUCUAACUCGACAUGACAGAAGAUGCAUCAUCGUAAUUAUAUUUUUGAUAGAUAAAUGACCUCUCGGGUGCAUUGCGAAUUAUUAAGCGUUUAAAGUAAAUGUAGUUUGUAACUGGACUACAACGAUUGUACAAAUGACUUACUUCCAGCGUACUUAAUUGAAGGCGAUAUACAGCGAAAUUGAGAUGAUCUGAUGAUCUAUGUGCAAUAAAGACAGAUACGCAUCUGUAAAACGCAGGAUUGCAAUUCUAGUGAUGCUUUUAUAUACUUUAAUGAGGUUCACCUUGACUUUUACUAUAAAAUUUAUGCAAUCGAAAUCGAGUUAUUCAGUAGAUACAUUAAAUUUUACAUUAUUAUCCAUUAUGUAUUAUGCAGACGAGCGAAUAUUUCAUAUUUAUCCGUCAAAGUUAUGAACUUGACAUUAUUUAAUUGCCUUAUAAAAUUCAAAGCGCACCUCAUUAUAAAAGAAACAAAUGGAUAUGAAUGCGUGUUUACUUGAAUCGUUGUUUCUUAUUUGUAUAGAUUUUAACGGAUAUUUUAUACCCGAUAAAUAUUAAAAUGGUAAACAAUAUUUUUGCUAAUACCUUCACUUAUUGUGCUGCAUUCGAUUACAGAACAUAAGCCGCCAACGAACGAUCCUGUAUUCUACCUUUCAUAUUUCGGUUGGUUUUUAGGGAUUCUCGAUUCUCUUUUACGUGUGAAUCGUUCAUUAUCAAACUGGUUCUCGAGAAAAACAAACACAAUACAAACACAAACAAUAUACAAUAUAC